This is a messenger RNA of Anastrepha obliqua, 798 nucleotides long. RefSeq lists its product as uncharacterized. Bases 372 to 779 code for a protein of 135 amino acids. The transcript is spliced from 3 exons. Lineage: Eukaryota; Metazoa; Arthropoda; Insecta; Diptera; Tephritidae. The record is from RefSeq and is a predicted model, not a curated record.
AGAGCAACGAUGUUGAUGUGAAAAUAUGCUCAGUACAGGGGUGGCUCUCGCUGUGCAUAAAUGUCGGAAAGGCGGUGAAUGUGGAUAUUCGCAGGAAAACACCUUAACACAAUUAAACCUUUUUGAGCUGGCUGGCAAUCUUAACGUAGAUAAAUUAAUUGCGGCCCAAAUAGCAGCCAAAUCAAAAAGAACGUGAAGACGGCUUCAAACGAUAAUCACUUCCUGCAACUAAAAGCGUAGUAGUAGCACUCUAAAAACUUAUUUCGUCGAAAAAAAAGAAAUAAAAGCAAAACAAAAAAAAAAAAGAAACGAAUUAUAGAGCUACAAAGAAAACAAAUAAGCUGCCUUUUUGUUUUGUGAGUUGACUUUCAAUGGCGCGUUUUGUGAUUUAUUUCUUGGUCAUUAGUUCACUGUUGAUUUGUCAUGAAAAUGUGCGUCAGGGUUGGAGCAGCGGUAUGGCGGAGGCAACAAAUGGGCAUGGUGGCCAGCUGGAGGGACGCGACCGUCAUCAUCAUGAAAGGGGUGGACACAUAAGACGCGACCUGAAUCAUUGCUGGCGUCGUUACGAUGGCUAUAAUUUACAAAGCACGAUGGUCAAUAAAAAGGAGCAGUUGAAGAAGCCAUAUGGCAUACUGUGCAAUUUCAAAUGUACUUGGUUUUUCACAAUAAAUUUUCCCACAUGUGAAUUCAUUUAUGAUUACAAACUUUCUUGCUACUUAUUUACAUCACUGCCGGAUUGUACUAACGUGAAAUGUACGCUUCUGAAUUUUUUUACAUAAAAUAUAGCUAAAUUUUGCA